Molecule: messenger RNA, 256 nt
Organism: Eufriesea mexicana
Lineage: Eukaryota; Metazoa; Arthropoda; Insecta; Hymenoptera; Apidae
Product: cytochrome c oxidase assembly factor 6 homolog
Exons: 3
Coding region: 23-256 (77 amino acids)
Biological process (GO): mitochondrial ATP synthesis coupled electron transport; respiratory chain complex IV assembly
Cellular component (GO): mitochondrion
Source: RefSeq, a predicted model, not a curated record
CGUAAGAAAACUGAUAAACAGAAUGUCUUUUCCAAGUAAAGAAGAUCGUGCAAAAUGUUGGAAUCAUAGGGAUGAAUAUUGGAAUUGUCUUGAUGAUGGUAAAUCAGAAACAGAAUGUAAAAAGUUUAGAGAACAGUAUGAAAAAUUUUGUCCUGCACUAUGGGUAAAACACUUUGAUCGUAAGAGAGAGUACUUGAAAUUCAAAGAGCAGCUAGAACAAGGGGGGUAUGUUCCUGAAGAACAAAAUGUAACAUAA